AUGUCUACUAGUGAGGUAGCCAAAGGUUCUCCAUUUCAAAAUUUUCAGUACCGUUCUAAAGAAGGAAUACAUGAAGAAAUUGGUGAGCGACCAACUGCACCAACGGGCGCCUAUCGACAACAGAGACCCAAGGUACUAGAUGAUCAUUGUAAAAAUAGAACAACAUUUCAAGAAAUGCACGGAAAAGACAAUUUGUUCGUAUUAUCACUUGUAAAUCAAUUAAAGCGAAUUAAAAGUAAUUUUAUCCCAGAUAGACCACAUCAAACUGAACUGUACUUAAUAGUAGGAGAUCCAGGAGUUGGCAAAACUUCAUUCGCAUGCAAAUUAAGUAAAACUUUGAACAUAAAAACAUCGAAUAUGAGAAAGUGGCGGAACAACUAUGAGCAACAAGACGUUGUUAUCCUUGAUGACUUUCAUGGUUGGCUAUCGCCACCAGAACUUUUUAACCUCGCCGAUUGCAAACCUCUUUUGGUACAAGUAAAGGGAGGCUUUACUAAGUUCACCUCAAAGGCCAUAAUCAUUACAAGCAACAGAAUUCCCGAGAAAUGGUGGAAAGCGGAUACUAUCAGAAAAUAUAAUAUGUAA
This is a messenger RNA of Thelazia callipaeda (thelaziosis nematode), 585 nucleotides long. The record is from the annotation of a GenBank genome assembly. NCBI's taxonomy places the organism in Eukaryota, Metazoa, Nematoda, Chromadorea, Rhabditida, Thelaziidae.